CACGCGAAGCUCUCGGACGAAACAAAACGACACCGCCCGCCCAUCCGUCAGUUUACUUUCAGUCUCGCCUAAAGCAACUUCUCUGACAAUACUGUAUUUUUAAACUGCUAAGGAAAAUCCCUCUGGAAUUUAUUACUUGUGUUGUGAAACCUUGAAGUUUACCAGAAAACCUUCAACAAUAAAAGAUGUCUGAAACGAAGACACUCGAGGCUGGUCAGCAGCUCGUCAAGAAGACUAUGGACGAGGUUAUCCAAACGAGGGAGGUCAAGCAAAACAUUUCCAUUCAAGCCAGACAAGAAUUCCGUGAACAGUACCAAGAGAGUUACGAAGAAGAAAUGGAGGAGGAAACCUUUAUCGACGAAUUCGGAAAUGAAACCACAAAGAGAGUAGAAUCGAGCAGUGAAAGCAAAGAACACUCUAGAAGCGCAGAUGUAAAGGUGAAAGCGAGUGGAUUGAACGCUGAACAGAUGAAAGCCCUGACAGACUGCGCGAAUCAGGCAGGACAGUUGGCGCUCGACUCCAAGCCAGCCAACUAAUCAUACAAUGUGUCCUUUGAAAGUGCGCGAGGUGUCCCAAAAAGUGAUAAAGACUGUGUCCAGUGUUCCUUAUUAUAUAAAUGGUAUAUUUAAGUUUAAAUUUGUAAUACAUGAAAUAAAUAUAUUAAAAUGA
Molecule: messenger RNA, 669 nt
Organism: Maniola jurtina (meadow brown)
Lineage: Eukaryota; Metazoa; Arthropoda; Insecta; Lepidoptera; Nymphalidae
Exons: 3
Coding region: 186-536 (116 amino acids)
Source: RefSeq, a predicted model, not a curated record